Scomber japonicus (chub mackerel) is the source of this 734-nucleotide messenger RNA. RefSeq names its product yippee-like 1 (gene ypel1). The record is from RefSeq and is a predicted model, not a curated record. NCBI's taxonomy places the organism in Eukaryota, Metazoa, Chordata, Actinopteri, Scombriformes, Scombridae. The transcript has 5 exons. Bases 328 to 687 code for a protein of 119 amino acids.
GUUCCCAUCUGGCAGCAUCACACAUGGACCAGAGCCUGGGUGGACGACAAUCAUUUAUUUAACUCCAAAAAAGAAAACAACAACAACAAAAACAUCUCUCUCUCUUUUUUCUUCAGCUGUCCAACCAAGCUGCGUCUCUGCUCAGAUCUGAUCCAGGUGGUUUGAUUUUCUCCCGUGGUGUCUGUGUGGAGCGUGCCACACACCCACUCCACAACAACGACGGCUUUUGCUUGCAUCUUCCAGUGUUUCUUCUGUCAGCAAGUCCAGCAGAGCUGCAACUCUUCCAGUGCCAGCCCUGACACCAGCGAAGAGCCCUGCCCCACUGACAUGGUGAAGAUGACCAAGUCGAAGACCUUCCAGGCUUACUUGCCGAAUUGUCAUCGCACCUACAGCUGCAUCCACUGCCGGGCGCACCUGGCCAAUCACGACGAGCUCAUCUCAAAGUCAUUUCAAGGCAGUCAAGGAAGAGCCUAUCUGUUUAACUCAGUGGUGAAUGUCGGCUGCGGGCCAGCUGAGGAGCGGGUACUCCUCACAGGUUUACAUGCUGUGGCUGAUAUCUACUGUGAAAACUGUAAAACCACCCUGGGUUGGAAAUAUGAGCACGCGUUUGAGAGCAGUCAAAAGUACAAAGAGGGAAAGUUCAUCAUCGAGCUGGCUCACAUGAUCAAGGACAACGGAUGGGAGUGACGCUCUCGGCACGCACUCGUUCUUUUUUUUCUGACCUAGGAAUGCUC